Messenger RNA from Epithele typhae, 423 nucleotides. RefSeq names its product histone-fold-containing protein. Lineage: Eukaryota; Fungi; Basidiomycota; Agaricomycetes; Polyporales; Epitheliaceae. The coding region runs from base 1 to 423 and encodes 140 amino acids. The record is from RefSeq and is a predicted model, not a curated record. The transcript is spliced from 4 exons. Gene Ontology annotation, cellular component: nucleosome. Gene Ontology annotation, molecular function: DNA binding; structural constituent of chromatin; protein heterodimerization activity.
AUGCCGAAGGCACGGAAAAGCACAGGCGGUCGCCCACCACGACAAAGUAACGCCACCGCUGGGCCCUCAAAUGCCGGUGGCAAAGGAACCGGAAAGAAACGCUUCCGUCCGGGGACGGUCGCGCUGCGGGAGAUUCGCAAGUACCAGAAGAGCACGGACCUGCUCAUCCGCAAGCUGCCGUUUUCCCGCGUGGUGCGAGAGAUCGCGAUGGACAUGAUCACGGACACGGUCGAGUACGAGGACAAGGGCCUACGGUGGCAGAGCAGCGCGAUCCUCGCCCUCCAGGAGGCGACCGAAGCGUUUCUGGUCCACAUGUUCGAGGACGCGAACUUGUGUGCGAUCCACGCGAAGCGGGUGACGAUCAUGCAGCGCGACAUCCAGCUCGCACGGAGGCUGCGAGGGUCUGCAGGCGGGCUGGCGUGA